Molecule: messenger RNA, 1424 nt
Organism: Laetiporus sulphureus 93-53
Lineage: Eukaryota; Fungi; Basidiomycota; Agaricomycetes; Polyporales; Laetiporaceae
Product: FSH1-domain-containing protein
Exons: 11
Coding region: 223-1029 (268 amino acids)
Cellular component (GO): nucleus; cytoplasm
Source: RefSeq, a predicted model, not a curated record
GACUCUGCGACGUCAAGAAUCGAACAAGUGUCAGUCCUACAUCUAUAACCCAGAUAGCCAGAUAGCCAGAUCGAAAAGCUGCUUCAUACCUAUCGUAUCAUCGAGAGCAAACUGAUUCGAAUAUAGCGUGACCUAUUGGCGCAAACCAGGAAUUCGUGUAGAAAGAUCGGUCAAGACCUAUAACCCGCUUCAUUUUUCUGAUCACGAAAAUAGACAUCUUCGAUGGCGACCACUCGUAAAGUUCUCAUGUUGCACGGGUACGCUCAAAGUGCGACGAUCUUCAGCAAAAGGAUGGGCGCGCUCCGCAAGACAUGCGGCAAGGAUGUGGAACUCGUGUUCGUCGAUGCGCCUUACGUACUCACUCCCGUGGACAUGGCGUACUUGAGCACGCUCUCGAACAACUCGUCACUUGAGGACCUCGGGGCCCCAGAGGCAGUAAAAGAACAGGAUCCUGCACUGGCACCGCGCGGAUGGUGGAAGGCGGAGGCUGACCGGAAUCUGGCACGCGGGUUAGAUGAUUCGCUCGCUGCAUUGAGAGACAUCCUAGCGAAGGACCACUAUGAGGGAGUAUUUGGUUUCAGCCAGGGAGCAGCGAUGGCUGCUAUCCUCGCUGCUCUUCUAGAAAGGCCGCAAGCGCAUCCGCCCUUCUUGAUUGAUGGAAAGCCACCGCAUCCUCCUUUGGGAUUCUGCAUCGCGGUAGCGGGAUUCCGACCUCGCAGCCCGCUCGCUGACACGAUAUUCUCACCCUCGUACUCCACGCCAACGCUGCACGUCCUGGGGAGGACCGACGUCAUCGUUGUCGAGGAACGAUCGAAGACUCUCAUAGAUAUCUCAGACAACAAACGCGUCGUGCAUCAUGAUGGCGGGCAUUUCGUUCCGUCCAAGGCUCCUUGGCGCAACUUCUUACGAAGCUACAUGAAGGAUCCUCUGGGGGAUAUCCCAGCCCCAGGGCCGGCGGCGGCAUCUCAGAAUGCUUCGGGAAUCUCGACCCCAAUAACGCCCGAGAACGGCACGGAGAACGCUUCAUAAGACCAUACAAAGCUUUAAACGGCCUCAGACUUUUGCUAAAUAGAAACUGAUGGAUUGGUGCCGCGGAUCCGUGGGCAUGCACGCCCAUCUUUGCUAGCUUAUCAUGAUAGAAGCAUAUUGACUUGGACUUGUGCGUCCACCUCCAAUCGGCGUCGUGCCAGCUUUCUUCUAGACGCAUCGGCAGCGCGGUAGUAGGCUCCUUCCCAUCCGCUUUCGAAGUAAACGUAUCUGAGGACGUUACGUACCAAAUCCUAGUAGCUAGAUUCAGACGCAAAUACUCGAUCGUGUCAACGUGCUCUCCUUCGUAGACCAUGAACUUCCGCAGUCUCUUUCUUUCAGUGGCUCUGAGUAAAUAUCUCUCAUUCAUGACGCACACAUCGCCCUUCUCACUUGCC